UUAUGCAACGAAAGGUAAAUAAAAACACGUAAGUCUUCAAAAAUUAUUGUUUCCUGAAACAGCCAGAAAAUCGAGUUAUUGGUUAAAUUAUCAAAAUUUCCGACGGUCCAAGUGCAAAAAUGGACGAAAACCAAGACAAACCUAAAGACCCUGCUGCAGAGCUUCCGGAAGCGGAAGUCCCGUUGCUGCCAGAGCUGACCAAAACACCGAAACAGAUGUACUUCGAGCUGCUUCGAAUCUGGGUUCAGCAGGCUCAGAUGCAACAGCAAAUCCAGGCAUACUUCCCGUACUAUCUGAUGAACAACUACCCGCAGCUAUUCCAGACACCGAAUGGAGUCCCUGGAGCACCAGCUGCUGGUUUGCCUGGGGCGCUACCGUCUACCGGAAGUGCUGCUGCCAACGGUCAGGUUGCAAAUACGAAUCAGCCUAAUGUUCCCGCUGGGCCCAACCAGAGGCGGUUGGCGGAAAUUAUGGAUCCCGCGCGACAGGAAGAAAUCAUCAAUCGGAACGGAGGCUAUGAGUACGUCAUAGCUCCCAUCUGGAAGCGUUUCGUGGCCGAAGCCAUCGACAUUGUGAUAAUUUUCCUGCUAAAAGUUAUGACCAUAAUGGCGUUCAUCGACGCCUUCGACAUGGACUUUUUCAGCUUGGACAUCGACUUCGAUACGCUGCGGAACUCGAUCGAAGAAGAUUAUACCGAACUGUUGUCGCUAACGUCGGAGUUUAUCUUUCUGGAAGUGAUAACCAAAUUAGUAGUUUGUCUGUACGAAACUCUGUGGACUAUUCAUGGGCAGGGUCAGAUCGGGGGAGCAACGCCUGGUAAAAUGCUCAUGGGUAUUCGGAUUGUACAUGUGGAAGCCGUGGUGCUGCUGGAUCCUCCCCAACCGGGACUGGCCAUGAAUAAUCAGAAUCCGAUCAAAGCGCUGCUUUUCCCGGCUACGAACCCCGGAUUUAAACGGGCCCUCUGUCGAUCGGUUGCCAAAAACGCUCUUCUAACGCUAUUUUUUCCUAUCUGCUUUCUGAUGUUCUUCUUCAAACACAACCGGACGAUGUACGACAUCAUGACCAAAACGAUUGUGGUUGAGGACAAUCCGGCACCAAUUUUGCGACGGCGUUAAAACGAGUCACAAUGGAAUAUGGGUUUUUUAAAAAUAAAUUUCCUAGCAUGCGUAUUUCAUUUGAGUGAUUUUAGUAGCCAGGGAAAAUUUAAGAUACAUAAUUUGUGUGGCUGUACUGCGUGGAUUCAAUAAUGUGCAAAAUAAAGCUAAGCUGUGACUUAGGUACAAUGAAGAUUACCAAAUAUGUUAUUCUAUGUUAAUAAAGUCAAAAUUAAUA
This is a messenger RNA of Uranotaenia lowii, 1332 nucleotides long. RefSeq names its product protein FAM8A1. Lineage: Eukaryota; Metazoa; Arthropoda; Insecta; Diptera; Culicidae. The record is from RefSeq and is a predicted model, not a curated record. Bases 120 to 1115 code for a protein of 331 amino acids. The transcript is spliced from 3 exons.